Rhopilema esculentum is the source of this 1866-nucleotide messenger RNA. NCBI's taxonomy places the organism in Eukaryota, Metazoa, Cnidaria, Scyphozoa, Rhizostomeae, Rhizostomatidae. The record is from RefSeq and is a predicted model, not a curated record.
AUGAAAUCUAGGGUCGAGGACCACCUUAAUGAAAUUCGCCAGCUUGCGCCAAAAAACUAUUGGAGAUACUGUCCCAGCGAUCAAAAUCCGAGUGAUAUUGCAUCUCGUGGUAUCAAGUGUACAAAAAUUGUUGAAAAUGAACUUUGGUGGUUAGGGCCUAAAUUUUUAAGGAGUUCAGAGGCCACGUGGCCAAACGUGUUGAGUUACGAUAUUGCAAAAAAAGGCAUGAGUAACGAGUUAAAUGAAUUAAAGGGGACAAAUAAAGAAAGCGUGAUGGCUUUAUUGGUUUAUACUAAAAGUAAACCUUCAUUGAAAUUACAGGAUUUGAUUCAGUGCGAGCGGUACAGUAGUUUACAACGUCUCCUUCGUGUUACUGCAUAUAUUCUCAGGUUCAUAAAGAAUUUAAAAUCCAAAUUGAAUCAAGACUCAAUUGAAACGAAGCAAAUGUUGUCUCUGGAUGAAAUCGAGAAAGCUCGUGAGCUUUGGAUUAACGAGGUUCAAAGUUACAUUCCUCAAGAAACGGAUUUUGAGAAAUCGAGCAACUUGCUUGGAUUAUUUUAUGACGAUAAAGGCAUAAUUCGGUGUAAGGGACGAAUCGAAAACGCGGAUCUUCCGUAUGAAACGAGAUUUCCAAUAUUGUUGCCUCGUAAGCAUCAUUUCACGGAUUUGGUUAUUUGGGAAUCCCAUAUAAUUGUCAAACAUAACGGGCUACGUGAGACCCUAAAUGAAGUACGAGCGUCGUUUUGGAUCAUUAAGGGCCGACAGAAGGUGAAGAAAAUAAUUUCGAAGUGUGUACAUUGUAAAAAGAUAGAAGGUCGAGCGUACGGUACACAAGUGGCACCGGCACUGCCAGAGUUUCGAGUUUCAGACACUUAUGCGUUUUCAAAAAUUGGAGUCGAUUUUGCCGGACCGCUUUACGUCAAAGACAUCUAUGCUAAGGACACAAAUAUGAAUAAAUGCUAUAUUGCUCUAUUUACUUGUGCAAAUAGUCGCGCGGUACAUCUCGAGCUUGUACCUGAUCUCGAAGGAGAAUCGUUUAUACGUUGUUUAAAGCGUCUUAUUGGUCGCCGAGGGAUACCUUCUCUUAUCGUAUCUGAUAACGGGAAAACAUUCAAGGAUGCGAAAGUUCACAGCUUUAUUCAUAGCAGACGUGUUCAGUUUGAAUGGAAGUUUAACGUUCCCCUGGCCAGUUGGUGGGGUGGUUUUUUUGAAAUAUGUGUGCGUCUGGUCAAAAGAUGUCUCAAGAAAUCUUUGGGUAACGCGAAAUUAACUUAUGAGGAACUGGAAACAGAACUUAUUGAAAUUGAAGGAGUUCUCAAUUCUCGUCCGUUAACCUAUGUGUAUAAUGAAUUGGGUGAAGUCCCAUUAACACCAGCUCAUCUUUUCAUGGGACGAAGACUUCUCGAUCGAACAUCGUGCGGGGAAGAAGAAACGGGCUCAGAAGUUUUGAAGCUGAGUAAACGUUCCAGGUACUUAGCGUCAGUCAUAGAUAAAUUUCGAAAAUCUUGGAAAAGAGAAUAUCUCACGUCAUUACGUGAGUUUCAUAAUUGCGGAAAACAGACAACUUUGGGUAUCAACAUUGGUGAUAUCGUAUACGUACACGAAAGUAAAUUACCACGCCAACGUUGGCGAAUGGCGAAAGUAACAAAAUUACUACCGGGAAAGGACGGUGUCGUUCGUGCAGUAGAGUUACUUACAAGUAACAGUGCAAAGAAGCAUAUAACAAUAAAACGUCCUAUACAAAAGUUAUAUCCGAUCGAGAUUCGUAGUUCAUCAGAAGUGACUGAACAAGAUUCCGAAGAACCUCAAAUUACUAUCGUUCGUGAUCAAGACGUACCAGAGAUCAUUGUAAAUAAAACUUGUUGA